Molecule: messenger RNA, 1206 nt
Organism: Saccharomyces eubayanus
Lineage: Eukaryota; Fungi; Ascomycota; Saccharomycetes; Saccharomycetales; Saccharomycetaceae
Gene: EAF3
Product: Eaf3p
Exons: 1
Coding region: 1-1206 (401 amino acids)
Biological process (GO): regulation of DNA-templated transcription; chromatin organization
Cellular component (GO): Rpd3S complex; NuA4 histone acetyltransferase complex; nucleus
Source: RefSeq, a predicted model, not a curated record
AUGGUUGAUUUGGAACAAGAAUUUGCGCUCGGCGGACGCUGCCUGGCGUUCCAUGGUCCUCUAAUGUAUGAGGCCAAGAUUUUGAAAAUAUGGGAUCCAUCUUCUCAAACUUAUACAGGUGUUCCUAAUGACAAGCCGGGGUUCAACUCGCAAACAAUAAAGGAGACACAACCACAGAAGUUGGGGGAGGACGAAAGCAUUCCAGAGGAAAUCAUCAACGGAAAGUGUUUUUUCAUACAUUACCAAGGGUGGAAGUCUAGUUGGGACGAGUGGGUUGGGUAUGAUAGGAUACGGGCCUAUAACGAGGAAAACAUCGCAAUGAAGAAAAGACUAGCCAGCGAGGCAAAGGAAGCAAAGAAAUCGCUUCUCGAGCAGCAGAAAAAGAAGAAAACUUCUACUAGUUUGGGCGGAUCCGGCAGUGGUGGGAAAAGGAAAGGUGAUGGCCGUGCAAAUGCCGGUAUAAGCAAGAGUGUGUCGCAAAGUUCGUUAGCGUCCUCCAUGAGUGGAAAGAAAAGUGGAAGAAGCUCUGCUAAUUCCCUUCAUCCAGGAAGUUCUUUGCGCUCAUCGUCGGAUCAAAACGGACACGAUGAUCGCAGACGGUCCUCUUCACUGUCGCCAAACAUGCUACAUCAUAUGGCUGGCUAUCCGAUCCUAAAGACCCCCUUGCGAAUUCCAAUAAAGCUGAAAAGCGUGUUGGUUGACGAUUGGGAGUAUGUAACGAAGGAUAAAAAAAUCUGCAAACUGCCUGCUGAUGUGACGGUGGAACAGCUAUUAAAUAAGUACGAGCAUGAAGUAAGUCAAGAACUAGAGUCGCCGGGAUCGCAAUCGCAGCUGAGCGAAUAUUGUGCUGGCCUUAAGUUGUACUUCGAUAAAUGCCUGGGUAAUAUGCUCCUAUAUAGAUUAGAAAGGUUGCAAUAUGACGAGAUCCUCAAAAAGUCAACCAAGGACCAGAAGCCAUUAAUACCUAUCAAAGUUUAUGGGCCCAUCCAUCUGUUGAGGCUGACAAGUGUCCUACCAGAACUAAUAUCAUCUACUACGAUGGAUUUACAAAGCUGUCAACUUUUGAUUAAGCAAACUGAAAACUUUUUGGUUUGGUUACUAAUGCAUAUGGACGAAUAUUUCAACGACAAAGAUCCCAACCGCAGUGACGAUGCUCUAUACGUAAAUACAUCUAGCCAGUACGAGGGUGUAGCUUUAGGUAUGUGA